AUGUCGCCCACUCAAUAUCGAGUUGCUCUGCGCGGCGAAGAGUUACUCGAUAACCCACGACUCAACAAGGGAACAGCAUUCACCCUCGCAGAACGCAAGGAGUUUGGGCUCAUUGGGCGUCUUCCUUCACGCGUCAACACUCUUGACGAGCAAUGCGAACGUGCGUAUGCGCAACUGGAAGGACGGGAAUCGGCUAUCCGGAAAAACUCGUUUCUUCAGAGCUUGAAGAGCCAGAACAUCGUACUCUACUAUACCCUUCUUUCUAGGCAUCUUCGGGAGCUGAUUCCAAUCAUCUACACGCCCACAGAGGCCGAGGCCAUUUCCGACUACUCGCACUUAUUUCGACGGAGUGAGGGUUUAUAUUUAACAUUCCCUAACCAGGACACAAUGGAGGAGGAUUUUCUGGAGCAAACCCAAGGUAGAAAUAUAGAUUUAGUGGUGGUUAGUGAUAGUGAAGCGAUCUUGGGUAUCGGCGACCAAGGUGUCGGGGGCAUAGGCAUAUCAUCGGCUAAAUCGGUGAUAUAUUCUCUCAUUGGCGGAAUCGACCCUUCUCAGGCCCUGCCUGUUGUCCUUGAUGUUGGGACUGAUAACGAAGACCUGCUCAAUGACCAUCUUUAUGUUGGCUGGCCCAACCGGCGCGUCCGUGGACAGGAAUACGACCAAUUCGUUGACAAAUUCGUGCAACUUGUUAGAAAACACUACCCACACUCUCUCCUGCACUUUGAAGACUUCGGAGUGACCAAUGCACACCGUUUGCUUCGUCGAUAUAAGGACACCCAUGCGGUAUUUAACGAUGAUAUACAAGGGACUGGCGCUGUUACUCUUUCAUGCGUAAUGGCGGCUGUUGGAGUCACUAAAAGCCGUUUGGCUGACCAGCGGUAUCUAAUCUAUGGUGCUGGUUCUGCUGGACUUGGCAUUGCGCGCCAAUUGCGUGAUGCCAUCGUCUCCACAGACGGGGUAGAGCGCGACAAAGCAACUGCGCUAUUUUAUCUUAUUGACCGAAACGGGCUCAUCAAGCAAUCGCUUGGAGAAGACAAAAUUCGUGAGGACCAGCGGGAGUGGGUUCGAUCGGACGAGGAAUGGGCGGAGGUAAAAGAGAACGGCAAUGGAGAAAUUGGAUUAUUGGAGACGGUGAAGAAGGUGCAGCCCACUGUGCUUAUUGGGUGUUCGACGCACGCUGGAGCAUUUACUCGUGAGGUUAUCGAGGCCAUGGCGGCUGGAUGCGAACGACCGAUAAUCCUCCCGCUAUCGAAUCCAAGCAAGCUUGUUGAGGUGGACCCGAAGAAUGCCAACGACUGGACAAAGGGGAAAGCCUUGUUGGCGACCGGCAGUCCGUUCCCUCCAGCGAAGACGCCGAAUGGCCGUGACUAUAUCAUUGCGGAAUGCAACAACGCGCUGAUCUAUCCUGGCCUUGGGUUUGGGGCUAUGAUAUCUAAGUCUCGUCGAAUGACUGACACAAUGAUCAUUGCCGGCGCUCGACGACUUGCUUCUCUAGCCCCUGCCCUUCAAGAUCCGGAUGACGCGCUGCUGCCUGACUUUGCAGACGCGCCACAAGUAAACAUUGAAGUCGCUGUUGCAGUCGCGGAGCAAGCAGUCGAGGAGGGGAGUGCCGACGUCACGUGGACAAAGGAAGAGGCCCGUGCGCGCGUCAAAGCUGCGAUCUGGAAGCCAGACUACGGGGUUUAUGUAUUCGAUGAGGCCAACGGACUGAAGUAG
Messenger RNA from Mycena indigotica, 1716 nucleotides. RefSeq names its product Malic enzyme. Bases 1 to 1716 code for a protein of 571 amino acids. The transcript has 12 exons. Gene Ontology annotation, cellular component: mitochondrion. NCBI's taxonomy places the organism in Eukaryota, Fungi, Basidiomycota, Agaricomycetes, Agaricales, Mycenaceae. The record is from RefSeq and is a predicted model, not a curated record. Gene Ontology annotation, molecular function: NAD binding; malate dehydrogenase (decarboxylating) (NAD+) activity. Gene Ontology annotation, biological process: malate metabolic process; pyruvate metabolic process.